UGACGCCAUUCAUGUGUAAGCAAUAUAGUGAAGAUUGUUAUGUCGUGCCUGCUGAUACUGUAAAUGAAUACUGUUAAAAGUGAGACCGAGAACAAAAUAAAAUAUCAACAUCAAGUGUAACUGCCACCAUCUUACCCUGUGCACCACAUCGGGAGAGAAGUAAACAUUUUGAUGGGACAGGGUCGAUAUCGGCCCGGAGUUCGGGAAAUUCGGCAAGCUGGAACUCAUGGAAUUGGAGAAUAUAGUUGCGAACACUGUUUACUUAAAAGCAAGAGAAGGGGGUGCAGAUAGUAACAAAGGAAAAAGUAAGAAAUGGAGAAAAAUUCUUCAGUUUCCUCACAUAUCACAGUGCAUUGAUUUGAAAAACAAAAUAGAUGCACGCUAUUCUUACGUUGUAGAUCAUCAACCAAUUGGUCGAUUACUGUUUCGGCAGUUCUGUGAAAAUGAGAAGCAACAAUACCACCAUUACAAUGCUUUUCUUGAUGCUGUUGAAAGAUACGAGUUGGAAUCUGAUGAAAAGCGUAUGGAGGUUGCGCAAACUAUCUAUGGCAGAUAUUUAAAUCAAGAGUCAAGUGAAGCUGUAGAUAUUCUGAACAGUGAACUCACUGAGCAUUGCAAGGAGAAACUGGCAGCUGGUAAUAAGGACCUGUUUUUAGAAUGUACAAAUGCUGUAAAAACCUUUCUUGCUGGAGACCCAUUUCGCCAGUUUGAAUGUUCCAUGUACUUCCAUCGUUACUUGCAGUGGAAGUGGCUGGAAAGCCAGCCAAUCACGUAUAAAACAUUCAGAAUGUACAGAGUUUUAGGAAAAGGUGGUUUUGGUGAAGUGUGUGCUUGCCAGGUGAGAGCAACAGGAAAAAUGUAUGCCUGUAAGAAAUUAGAAAAAAAACGAAUUAAAAAAAGAAAAGGAGAAGCCAUGGUUUUAACUGAAAAACAGAUACUCCAGAAAAUCAAUUCAAAGUUUGUGGUGAGUCUUGCUUAUGCUUAUGAGACUAAGGAUGCUCUGUGCCUUGUUCUGACAAUCAUGAAUGGUGGUGAUCUUAAAUUCCAUAUUUAUAAUAUGGGUGGUGAGCCUGGUUUUGAUAUUCAUAGGGCUAGAUUUUAUGCAGCAGAGGUGUUGUGUGGGUUGGAACACUUGCAUGCUCAAGGAAUUGUGUACAGAGAUUGCAAACCUGAGAACAUUUUGCUGGAUGACCAUGGACACGUGCGUAUAUCAGAUCUGGGUUUGGCAGUUGAAAUUCCAGAGGGAGAGAUGGUCCGCGGCAGAGUGGGAACUGUUGGUUAUAUGGCUCCUGAGGUUAUUGAUAAUGAAAGGUACACAUUCAGCCCUGACUGGUUUAGUUUUGGUUGUUUGAUAUAUGAAAUGAUUGAAGGUCAAGCUCCUUUCCGAGCAAGGAAAGAAAAGGUUAAGCGAGAGGAAGUGGACCGUAGAGUCAAAGAAGAUCAGGAAAAAUACUCCCAUAAAUUUAGUGAAGAGGCAAAGUCACUUUGUCAGCGGCUUUUGAAGAAGUCACCAAAAGCACGUUUAGGAUGUCACAAUGGGAGGAUGGGAGCAUUGGAAGUUAAACAGCAUGAGUUCUUCAGGUGUUUGAAUUGGAAGCGACUUGAAGCAGGAGUAUAUGAGCCUCCAUUUGUUCCAGAUCCACACGCCGUAUACGCCAAGGAUGUCCUGGAUAUUGAGCAGUUCUCAACCGUGAAAGGCGUCAAUUUAGAUGCCUCGGAUGACACGUUUUAUAGCAAGUUCAACACUGGUUCUGUGUCAAUACCAUGGCAGAAUGAGAUGGUUGAGACAGAAUGCUUCAAGGAACUAAAUGUAUUUGGUCCAAACAACACUCCAACUCCAGACCUUAUCAUUGAUGCUUUACCAGAACCUGAUAAAAAAGGGUGCUUUCCUUUUAGGAGAAAGAAGAAGCAGUCUGCUCGCACGCGGCCUGUGACUGUGGUAGAUCAGACAGUUGCUGUGCCAACAGAAGAAGUCAGAAGCUGAUGACUGUUGAGCAAUAGUUGUGCAUCAGCAGGGCAGCCGUAGAUUUCUUACCUAUGUUCAGACUGAAGAAUAUGUCUGCAGUACCUGUUAAUAGUGGCAUAUGAGAUGUGUUAUCUCUUGGCCGGUUUACGGUUCAUGUAGCUUUUAUACAUGUUAAGAACACCAGCAUUACUCUAUUAUUGAUUGCUCAUGAGCAGUGAUGUUAGGGCUUGAGAUUUGACUCUGUUACUGUUCUUAUUGUGUGACAUUUCACCAAGAUUUUAUAGACGAGUUUUGAUUAUAAUGUUAUUUCUGUGUGCCAUAACGUACAAGUUUGAGAGUUAGAUUGCAAAUGUAAAAUUAGCCAUACUUUUUAUGAAUAUGUAAAAUGAGAUUCAGUAAUGCAGAGGUAUUUCUUACAAUGCUUUAUAACAACUUGUGCCAACUUUGGUUACAUUUACAUUUCUCUGCGCCCUGUUAUAUUACUGCUGUGACUCACUGAGGUCUGUUUCAUCACUUUGAGUUACUUUUUAGAUUUCAGGUUUAGACAAAAUGUGCUCUGCUAAAUGCAGAGUUGUGAAAGCUUAUGUUUUUUGUUCCAGGUGAAACAUUAUUUUGCUGUUAGAAUGAACUAUUCACCCUUUGGACAACAUGAAACAAAACUUUUUGAAUUUGUUGAUUUGUAUAUUUUGUUAACAGAUUUCAAUGAGACACAGUUUUGCUGUAAGUGUUGAAUUAAAUGCUGUUAAGGGAAGAAAAAUCAUAAGUGCAAAUGGACAACUUUGAAUGAUAGCCUUAAGACUAGUGGAUUACAGUCAUAAACAUUAGGAUUCAUUUUCCUCAUUGGAUGAGAAAGACCAGAGAGACAUCCAUUUUUUAUCUACCUUUUAAAAGAGCAUUUAUACUUUUUGUUGUAUUAUCAGAAUCCAAGUAAAAUGUUAAUACUUCGGAGGUCAUUGUAUAGUGAUGCAUAGAAAUGAUAUUAAAGCAUAUUGUGAGGGAGUGACUGAAUUAGUGUGUAUGUUUGAAAAGUAAAGUUUGUGUAGUGUGUACAAAUAAGACAGAGAGAAUCUGUACUGAUGUAAAUGUGUUCCUUAGAGUCUGUGUCUCGAAUGAAAUUGUUUGAUUGUUUCAUUUCAUAGAGAAAGACUGCUCGUAUGAAAUGUGAGCCGUGUAGGCUUAUUUUGUAAUGUAGCCAUCUAUACAGUACAUAUUGCAUAUAAUCAAUAUUUGGUUAAAUGUCAAUUGAAUUAGGUGAAAUGCACAACAAAACUUUAUAUAGUGCCAAUGUCAUUAAUUACAGUAGGUAUUUAUAAAUUUAAUAUAAUCUGAUUCCUCACUUUGAAAACUUUUUUAGUUGAGUUUUUUCUAUUCUUAUUCAUUUUGUUCACUAGCAUUUAUUUGCUGUAUUCAGGAUACUUUACAAGCACCAUAGAAACUUAAUGUUUCAUAUGUUUCAAUUCUCUUUAAAUUUAAUAUAGAUUACAUUAUUUCAUCACAGUUUACUUUACUGUUUUGAGGGUCUUCCCCAUUUUUUACAGAAUUUCCUCCAGUUCUGUCAUGGCAUAGUUUUUAGUUUACAAGGGUUAAAAAGCACGAAGCUGUGUUGUCACAUGGUCUUAAAUAACUAAGCCAACAGGCACUUGGAAAACAUUAAUGUAAUGGGGAACUCUGUGGGCUACAAAGCAUAUUACUUAAGAUUUGUAUACUCUAUAAUUUAAGGCUCAAUGUUUGGCUGACACUUCCUGUUUUUGAGAGGAGCUGUAUUGUCAUUUGUGUGUGUUGCUGUUUUCUGAUUUGCUUGCUUUUUUUAUAUAUUAGUGUCUUUAGUUAAUAACAUGAGCACAUGCAAGUAAUUUUAAGCAACGAGAACUUGAAGAGACAUAGUAAAUGUAAAAGGCUGAAGCCAUGAGCAAACUUAAUGGCCAGAAGCUCAGUAUAGUGAAAACCAGAACUUGAUGUAGUGUAAUUUCUCAUUUGUCUCUCUUGUUUUCAUGAUGUAUCAUGUAUAAAUUAUGUAGUCCAGCCAUAAGUAAGAUUAUUAUUGCACACACUAAAAAGAUUGAGUCUGAGCCCUUUCAUUUCUAAAUAUGAUUGAACUGUACAGUUAUUACAUCAGUUGUGCUAAAUUUUUCUGCAAAGCAACAUUUACCCAAAACAGUAAACAAAAUAAGAGGGAUUGCUGUAUCCUCAUUCCUAUGUGUUACUCAGGAAAGCUUUCUGCUGAUGCCAGUCUUAGUAGUUUAUGUUCCUCAUAUAUGUUGCUAGUUAUCGCAGUUUAGUGGCAGAUAUGUGUAAUAUUAACUGAUGUUGUUUAUAGGUAUUUAUUGAAAACAGUAUCAUGCAUAUUAUUUAGCUUGUCUAACUUUUUCCUUGUGUUUAUAUUUACAUCAUAUCAUUUUGUCUGUUAUAUGUGAAAACUUAUAAUGGUUUGCAAUUAUUUUAUUACCAUGAAUUUGAUGCUGUAGAUACUACACAAAUAUAUGUUUGUAAUUUGUACAGAUUGCACAUUUCAUCACUGUUAUGGGCCACCAAAUACGAGACAUAAAUCUUCGUUUCACUUUGUUUCACAUGUGUUAAUCAUAUCCUAGUCAUGCAUUGUUCCCUUAUUUUGUAUUUGUUCAGUUGUUUGCACGUGAAUGCCAUUAUCACUUAAGUAAUGUAAUUUCAAUUUUUCUUUUGUGACAUAUGUCUAAUAUAGUUUUCUUAUUUCUGAGUGUAUUCUGCCAUAUUGUACUUUGCGUAGUUUCUUUAUAUGAAAGAUGUGUCUCUUAAACUUGUAAACUCAUCAAGAACUAUUUAUUCAUUUACUUUGAUUCACAUUUUCCAUCCCUUUUGUUCAUUGGAUUGACUGUUACAUUUUGAUGCAGUCUUCUCAUUAAAGACGAUAACUUGCUGUAACACCCUGAAAAUACUCUUUACAGAAACGGUUCCGGGUUUUCCCCCAAUAUGUCUUGUACUUCUUAGAACAUUGCAACCACUUAUCUCAACUUUUUUGGAGAAUAGCAGUUUAAGAUUAAGUGUUCGAAAAUUGAUUUCAUUCUCUAAUUUCUGCUGUAUGUAAAAUUAUCCCAGCCUGUGGAAGAUAGACGUGAAAUAUUAUGUCCUGUAUUCUAAAUGUGUUUGAAACUAUGUUUCGGUUCACUCAGAUCUUCCAUAGCACUGCUGAUAAAAUUUAAUUUGGAUAUUCUGACUUUUACUUUCCUCAGUUGUAUGUGUAAAUUUUCAUUGCAAUCGUACAUUUUGUGACAGGUUAUUUGUGUCAGUCACAAAAUAUUUUUUCAGCAAAUCAAGCUAACUUAAUUGAAAGCUUGUGUUCCUGAUGCCCUUUUUGACUGUAUGACGAUUGGCAGAAGAAUCUCUCUUCUAUUUUUGUAGGAAAUUCUCUGGUUGUAAGUAAGUAUUAUUCAGUAUCUGCUACACAUUGUCUUUCUUUCACCUUUUAGUCUGUACUGCACCAUAACUCCUUCACUAUCUUAUAAAGAAUUGAAUUCUUUUUAACAUUCAUAACAGCCACAUAAUUCCUCAUUCUGUGCUUCUUUUAGUCAUUGCUACACUUAGCUUGUUGCGUAGAAGAUUUACCCAUUAAUGUUGUAAUGAAUUAUCCUUCUCUCUUUUUUCCCCCUCCAAAUGCAGUAGGUUCGUGAUUUGAAUGGUUAUAAGAUCUUUGCAGCAUUGUAAUUGCUUCUCAUGUGUAAUGGACUGAUAUGUAGCACAGAACAGAAAACAGUAUUCAAACUAUCUUUCGAGCUCUUGUUUCUUUUCUAGCAAACCUCCACACAUUCACACACACAACCACACAACCACACAGGCACUCUGACACACAUUCCUGUGGCUGCAAGAGUGUGCAUUUGGGUGUCUGUGUGGUUGUAUGUGUCAGUGUGUGUAUUUUUUCUAGAAAAAGAGCAAAAGCCUGAAAGCUAGUGUUAAUACUGUUUUCUGUUACAUAUAUCGCACAUAUGUGCGCUAUAAAUGAGUGGUUGCCUUUCCCUAUUUUAUGCACUGAUCCAUCUAAAAAUUUCCAUUAUUAUUAUGUAAGGUUAUGGAAUUGGUUUCAUAUGAAAAUAGGAAUUACAAGCAUAAUAGCCAAUUAAUUACUAUAGUUUCAUAUUCAGCUACUUGCUAGGGAACUUCAUAGCCAAGUUGCAUUUCUCAGGUUGUUACAUGCAUUUUAAAAAAACGUUGUUCCUUACACUGUUUGAGUAACAUGAGGUAUCAUAUGCCCAUCAGAGGCUUCAAUCUCUCUCUCUCUCUCUCUCUCUUUUGUGUGUGUGUGUGUGUGUGUGUGUGUGUGUGUGUAUUCUCCAUAGAAAUAAGCGGAAAAGAGAUAUUGCCUCGAGUGAAAUCGUUUUAACAUUAUGGUAUCUAGUCUUGCUGGGAUGAAAUGUUUCACAAAUUGCUAAUGGAUGAGUGAUUUGCUGGUUAAAUGUGUUAAUACUGAUCAAUGGAUCUUGUCACAUCUAUUGGGUUUUUCAAAACACUAAAGAAUGCAGUUUUGUGCAUGACUCAUUACAUAAUUAUAUUAAGAUGUCAGCCUCUCAGGUACAUAAAUGCAAUGGAAUAUAUGCAAACGCUUAAGAUUAUAAAGUUUUGUAGCUUCUACAUGGUUCUAUUAUCAGUAUUAUUCCUGAGGAGCUAUCCUGGAACUAUAUCGUGCUCCCAUGACGUCCACUUCGGAGUCCUUUGUAAUGGUACACAACAUUCCUUCCUUGCAUGAGAUUUAUAGAAGGAUCAACUCUUAAACUAGUAGUUAGUCAUCAUGCAAAACAUUAGUGCAUGAUUAAGUUUUGAGAUGUAGAUAAUUGAAUUUUAAAUUCAGUGUGGCCUGUUGCCAUACCACAGUUAUGAACUUUCUCUAAUUUUACUAUAUAUUACAUUUUUCAUUUCUAUUUAAUCUACAAAAUUAUAAACUGCUAUGUAGGCAAUGUCAAUUUAAUAAUAACUGAUUAACUGUAUUGCAAAAGUUGUAUUUAUACAUAUGAAUGACUGAAGAAUCAGUGCAAAAUAUCCUAACUUCAUUGGGUGCCAUCACUUUUUGCUCCCUAUUCUUCCAGUUAGUACAAAUGAUUCUACAUUUCUUUGGACUAAUGAAAUAGAAUUUCACUGUGUGAAUACUAUUUGGCUAAUUCAACUCCUUGUAUUUCGAAAGUAGAAAGUAUUUAUAUCCAUUGUAUGACAUGGUGUAACGAACUGGUAGAUAUUUGUUGUGGUUUACUCAUGUCAACUUAAGUGAUAGUGUAAUAUGCUGUAACACUGUAUUUAGGUGGGAAAGGUACUGGUCACAAGAUCUUGAAGUACAUAUAUUUCAAAUACAGUAAUGUGCCAAAGAUUGAUUGUAUUGUUCCAGUGGUUAGUUUAGCACACUUUUCAAGAGCUUGAAAACUCAGGAUCAUUUCAUUUAAGUUUUUUUUAUUAGUUUCUUACAGGUAUGUAUCUUAUUUUGGGAAAAUGAGGUUUUCAGAACAUCUUAUGUGCAACGUAGCACAUUAAUAUGUGUAAAUGUACUGUAGGUCGAGGGUUAUGACUUCAGGAUGGGCAGGGACCUUGAUGUACAUGUGUGCAUGUAAAAGCGCAGGCAUUUGUGUACUUGUGUGAAAGUGCAUGUUUUAUUAUGUGUCUGCUAAUACACUCAUACACGUCCAUCAGAAAUUGAGACAUAAAUCUGUUAUAGAUGCUGACUUCCUUAAACCAGUGUAAGAUUUUGUUUGUUUCCAUUCAUCUUUCAAGUAUCUGCUCAUAGGUAAAAAGUUAUAUAACCCCAAUGUGCCAUGAAUUGUAAUAUAAUGGUCUGUCCUUGCCAUACACUGUGAAAAUAAAAAAUCUGUCUACCCAUAUUUUUGAUGGUGCAUUGUUGGAUUUAUAGUAAAUUUUCUGUUACUUAUCUGCGGUAUUUAUGCCUUUGGUUUUGCCAGUUGAUGCCCAAGAAAAGUAUUUAAACAUGAAUAAAAUUAGCCUCAGUUUUCCAGUGGAAACCUUUGUUUCUGCUCUUCUUAAAGUGCUUUGCCUUCUAAAACUUUAGCCACUUUGUGCUGUAGAGUAGCCAACAUUAGCAGAAAAAUGCAUAUUAUAGUUAUGAAUGAUUGUGAUUAUUUAUUUUGCUCGUUGGUUGUUUUAUAUGUAGUUGGCUUAACAAUGUCAGCCGAUGAUAGACAGAGUUUCCUUAAAUUCAAGUAAUAGACUUUUAAGGGUGCAGAUUUGUUAAUUCAAUUUCACCGGGGGAAAAAAAAAUCAGUUGCUGUGUAUAGUUGAGCAAACUCAGUCAUCAAAAUCAUUAGAUUCCACAAGCUGAAUAAUAUUUAUGGGUUAAGAAGACUAAAAUUAGCUGCCUUCAAGUCUCUAUUGUUAAUUUUGUAUUUGUAAGAAAUUCUUUUGUUUUUCACUGCUCCUGAAAUGUUGUCCACUUGUUUAACUUUCUUAUUUAUAGAAUAUCUUACAUUUAACACUAAGAUCGAAACAAUAUUUGCAUCAACAUGGCUUAAAAUAGGAUGUUAAAUGUGCCUCAUGCCAGUAAGUUAAUUUCUCCGUAAUAUUCUGUGCAUUUUGCAUGUUGAGAUUGUAUUGAAAACAUUUAGACAGUAACAUAGCUGACAUUCAAAGUACAUCAUGCCUCAUGAUGUUAUAUAAGCUUUGUAUAAUAAGAUCCAGAAACUGAAGAAGGGCCUUGUUUAUUGAGUGUGUGCGAUGUAAGUUACACCUUGAUUUUUCUCAUACCUUAAGUACUUGAAAGUCUCUUUAAUCCAGAACUAAAGGCAGACCAACUAUUUUCUUCUCUUUUUUGUUAUACUGGACAUCUGCUGGACCUCAGUUUCAUCAAGGAUCUAGAAGGAAUCAGCCAAGAAUCAGUUGAUGGAACUGUCAAGAAUCAGUUGAAGUAAUCAUUUUGGCAUUCAGUUGGAUUUACAGGAACAAAAAAUCUAUUGAAAGACCUGCAAAGUUUUCUUAAAGGAAACUCAAAAUGCAGUCAGAUUAUAAGUUAAUUAUUUGUGUUUAUAACUAAAAUUGAGAUUUAAUUUCAUGAGCCACAUGUAAAUACUACAUUUACAAAGAUAUACAUGUCAUUUACACAUAUAAAUUAUGUGCUUGAACACUUUUUUGGUAAAAUUUUGAUUAGAGCCUCAUUUGGACGCAGAAACGUAUGACACUGAUUUUUUUAUUUAGUAAAUACUUGUUGUCACAGUACAGGUGUUUAACUAUACUUGUUUGCAGUAAUACUUUAUUUAUUGGGGGGCUUACGCUCGGUGCAAGUACUUUUAGUUGAUUGGGCAGGUCUCGUGUUAUAUACCGUAAACUGUGACUGUCUCAUAGAGGUGACUGCGUUGAGUAUGUGACUUGUACAGUGUCAUGUUUGCAAUAUUGUUGUUGAUGAUGAGAGAAGACUACUACUCUCAAAUAUCAUCAAGGGAAGUUUAAGAUCUCCAUCCAGUGAAUAGGCCACCAUCAACAAUUCGUUUGGCCAAAUUUACAGCACAAAGGAAAUUAAGUAAAUGAGCAAUUAACCUUUUACUUUUAUAUUUGCGCAUGAAGUUCUUGAACUUGGUAGCAGUCCAUACAACCAGUAUAAGAGGAGGUUUAUAAUUUUAACUAAAUCAAGUUACAACUUGAUUUUUCUCACACUUAAAGUACUUGAUAGUUUCUUAAGUGAGCCUAAAAAAUUCUAGGACUGAAAGAACUUGUAGUAUCCAAAUUCCUGACAAGCCUGCGCUAUAAUUUUAAAUCCUUAUCAUUGUUUAAAAAUGAAUUGUAACAUUUCCCAUUGUCUUCUGAGUGAGAAGAAGAAGAAGAAAGGUGAUAUUGACUUUCACUAAUUGUGGCACAUUAUAUAAUUCAAUCUACAUUUUAGACUAUUUUGUGUAAUGACACACUAAUGGCAAGAGGCACAUUUAGUGUAUAUCCUCUCCAAAAUUUUUGUGACUUAUCUUUCUGUUUUUUAAAAGAAAAAUAAGAAGUGUAAAGAUACCACUCCACCAUUGAAGUUACCUCUGCAAUAUUUCAAUUUGUUAGAAAACUGUUUACAGUAUUUUAUUAUAAAAUAUGAAUUACUGUCAUAUGUGGAUAGUUCAGUUUGAAGUCUGUUAGUUUGUAUGAAUUGUGAACAUUUUGCGAUUAUAGGUAGAAGGCAUAUGUAUUUCCAAUAAGAUGCUCAUUGCUUUGAUAUUGUUUAGUACUUCCAAGACCUUACAAUCUGUUGUUCAACAGGCUUGACGGUACUAGAAAUAGAUGUAACAGAUAAAUCCUGUUGACAUUAUUAUUAUUUUUCUUUCCUAUCUCAGACAUUAUUAUUAUUAUUAUUAUUAUUAUUAUUAUUGUAUGGGGGGGGG
Messenger RNA from Schistocerca serialis cubense, 10281 nucleotides. RefSeq names its product G protein-coupled receptor kinase 2 (gene Gprk2). The transcript is spliced from 14 exons. Gene Ontology annotation, molecular function: G protein-coupled receptor kinase activity; ATP binding. Gene Ontology annotation, biological process: protein phosphorylation; signal transduction; regulation of signal transduction. Bases 227 to 1984 code for a protein of 585 amino acids. The record is from RefSeq and is a predicted model, not a curated record. Gene Ontology annotation, cellular component: cytoplasm. NCBI's taxonomy places the organism in Eukaryota, Metazoa, Arthropoda, Insecta, Orthoptera, Acrididae.